AUGCCUGGCGGAAAGGGAAAGUCUAUCGGUGGAAAGGGCGGAAAGGGUGAUGCUGCGGGGAAGGCCCAAAAGUCUCACAGCGCAAAGGCUGGUCUGCAGUUCCCCUGUGGUCGUGUCAAGCGUUUCUUGAAGAACAACACUCAGAACAAGAUGCGUGUCGGUGCUAAGGCUGCCGUCUACGUGACCGCUGUUCUCGAGUACCUGACUGCCGAAGUUCUCGAGCUGGCGGGUAACGCCGCCAAGGAUCUCAAGGUCAAGCGUAUCACGCCUCGCCACCUCCAGCUCGCCAUCCGUGGUGAUGAAGAAUUGGAUACCCUCAUCCGCGCAACCAUCGCCUUCGGUGGUGUCCUGCCCCGCAUCAACCGUGCGCUGCUCCUAAAGGUCGAGCAAAAGAAGAAGGGUGGCAAGAUCGAGCUCUAA
This is a messenger RNA of Penicillium expansum, 420 nucleotides long. It is a transcript of the gene htz1, whose product is annotated as histone H2AZ. Gene Ontology annotation, molecular function: DNA binding; protein heterodimerization activity; structural constituent of chromatin. Lineage: Eukaryota; Fungi; Ascomycota; Eurotiomycetes; Eurotiales; Aspergillaceae. The transcript has 3 exons. The record is from RefSeq and is a predicted model, not a curated record. The coding region runs from base 1 to 420 and encodes 139 amino acids. Gene Ontology annotation, cellular component: nucleosome.